This is a messenger RNA of Drosophila willistoni, 816 nucleotides long. Its product is annotated as S-phase kinase-associated protein 1. Gene Ontology annotation, cellular component: cytoplasm; nucleus. The coding region runs from base 133 to 618 and encodes 161 amino acids. The record is from RefSeq and is a predicted model, not a curated record. Lineage: Eukaryota; Metazoa; Arthropoda; Insecta; Diptera; Drosophilidae. The transcript is spliced from 2 exons. Gene Ontology annotation, molecular function: cullin family protein binding. Gene Ontology annotation, biological process: SCF-dependent proteasomal ubiquitin-dependent protein catabolic process.
GGCCAGAGCUAAGGUGUCUUCUCUAUGGGUUGUCGACGUCAGUAUUUUAUUGUAUUCUGGUUGCCACAAUCAAAACAGUCGUAAGCGAGAACAUACUAGAAGGAAGAAAAAAAAAGGUUAAACAACGACAAGAUGCCCAUCAUACGUUUGGAAUCGUCAGAUAAAGAAAUUUUUGACAUAGACCAGGAGAUAGCAAAAUGCUCGGACACCAUUAGGACGGCACUCGAAGAUUUGGGCGAUGAGAGUGACAAUAGCGUUUUGCCUCUGCCCAAUGUGAACUCACUGAUACUGAAGAAAGUGCUCCACUGGGCCACCUACCACAAGGAUGAUCCGGUCCAGGCCGAGGAGCUUGAGAAUAAGGAGAAGCGUACUGAUGACAUUUCGUCGUGGGAUGCAGAUUUCCUAAAGGUGGAUCAGGGUACACUGUUUGAGUUGAUAUUGGCUGCAAAUUACCUCAGCAUUCGUGGACUCUUGGAUGUGACAUGCAAGACUGUUGCUAAUAUGAUUAAGGGCAAGAGUCCACAGGAAAUACGCGACACAUUUGCCAUUCCUAACGAUUUCUCACCAGCCGAGGAGGAGCAGGUGCGCAAAGAGAACGAAUGGUGUGAAGAGAAGUAAAAACAAAUUGGUGCCGUGAAAGAAAAAAAGAAAUGUCAUUAAAUCAAAAAGUAAUUUAAAAGUAACGUUUGUUUCAUUAUCCAUAGAGGGCGUACCGGCAAGUCAGCUGUUUAUUUCGCCCCCGCAAAAAGACAUGGCGAAUUGGCUCUGAAAUUGUAGGCAAAUUCAAAUAAACUAUAACUAUCGGUUUUAAUCAAA